CAGCAGCAUGAGGAGGCGCGGUAUAUAGGGGCCCAUGGCAGAUUAGGGGCCUGGCAGCAGCUAUGGGAGGCCCGUAAUCUGCCAGCACCCUAUGUCAAAAAAAUUCUACACACCAGCAGUGUGUGAGGAGACCUGAAAGUGGCACAUGGCAGAGUGUGGCAUGAGAGACAGCAGCAAUGGGGAGGCCGUACAGGGACCCAUGAGAGACUCUGGACCUGGCAGCAGCAUGGCAGAGUGUGGCGAUGGAGACAGCAGCAAUGGGAGGCCGUACAGGGACCCAUGAGAGACUCUGGACCUGGCAGCAGCAUGA
Messenger RNA from Staurois parvus, 310 nucleotides. Lineage: Eukaryota; Metazoa; Chordata; Amphibia; Anura; Ranidae. The record is from the annotation of a GenBank genome assembly.